UUAAAUCCUAGUUUUAUUUGAUGGACUUAAUAGUCAGGACAAACAGAUGUAAGUUUGUUUGUAACUUUGUGAGGCACCUACUGACAGUUGAUGAUCACCGAUUUUUGCCACGUUUUCUCGUCAACCUGCCGUUUACGGAGGAGAAUGCGGCCUCCGUAUUCGCGAAUCGCAGUUGAAUGUGUAAACGCCGUUUGGAAAAUUGAGAAUGAAUGAGGAAGCAUCCCCUCCACGUCUCUUGCCAGGGUGCGUGCGCUUCAAGGGAUGCUUUACAACCCUCCUGCCAUUCAGUCACUCACCGAACUCUGUGGACCCAAGUACGGAGUGUACGCCAGCUAUUUGCCGACAGCCCGCCGCCACCGAUUCGAAGGGGAAGGAGAAGGAGAAGCGCCUCCGGAAGGGCAGGAAGAAGAAGGUUCGCAAUCUGGGGAAGAAGAAGGAAGUAUUGGCAGCGGCUCGUCCGCUAACUCACCCCCGCCCAUAGAGCCACCAGUUCAAGAUCCUGAACCGAACCUUAUUAGGGAAAUGAGCCCUGGUCAUGAUUCUCGGGGUUCAUCGAUGGUCAGAUCUCCUUCUAGAGAUUCAGUCAGCUCCGAGAGGGUAACGCCCAUGCCGGCCGUAAGCCCGAUAUCUUUGUUACCGCCGACUGCGUAUACGCAACCCAUGCACCGAAUGAUGACGUCGCCCCACGGGUCAGUUUCGCCGUUGGUGUCGUCUUCCUCGCCGCCCAUUUUGAUACAGGCCAACAACGUGACCUCACCCAGAUCGGCUGACACGUCGCCUGAAGAUUCGGCCGUCUUGGAUUUUAGCACAAAACGAUCUACAUGUGAAUCUCCAGUUUUGAAUCUUAGUAAAUCCAGCUCCCCCCCUCCUGAAAUCCCCCUGAACAGCCCGUUAGACCUUUCAGUCACGAGUAGGAAGAGGGGGGUGGAUGAAAAUUCACCAGUAUCCCUCUCGCCCAAUUCCCAGCCCAAGAAACACUCGAGGUCAUCGGAUUACAAACCCAUCGUCUCUCCAUGGACGUCGCCGGUCGUUGCGUCCCACUUUCCCUAUUUCGCGGCUGCCGUGGCCGCUGCAAACAGUCUCUCGCCGAAAAACAACAAUCAGACAGACAUUUGGAACGGGAAAAUGAAAUUGCCGGAAAAAGGGCUAGGAGGAGUUCCGACGCCAAGUGACGCUUCUAAAGCAUUGGAGAAGAUGAGUGAGUUGAGCAAAUUGGGAGGAGACGAAUUCAGACCUGCCGGUGGAAGCGCCGGUAACAGGCAUAGCGCUUGGCAAUCCCACUGGCUCAACAAGGGAGCGGAACAGGCGAAAGACGUUUUGAAAUGCGUCUGGUGUAAACAGAGUUUCCCUAGUUUAGCCGCUAUGACGACGCACAUGAAAGAAGCGAAACACUGCGGUGUCAAUUUGCCUUCUCCCAUCAUACCACCACCUCCACCUCCUGUUCAACAGCACACACCGGUAUCUUCACCAUCCAGCAUUUCCGGUUUAAACACACCAUCUAGUAAGACCGGAGGCAAUCAGUCUGAUCUCAAUCUUCUGAUAAAAGAAACAAUGCCUCUACCACGCAAACUGGUACGAGGUCAAGAUGUAUGGCUCGGAAAAGGAGCCGAACAGACUCGACAGAUCCUCAAAUGUAUGUGGUGUGGCCAGAGUUUCAGAUCUCUUGCAGAAAUGACGAGCCACAUGCAACAAACGCAGCACUACACAAACAUCAUAUCCCAAGAGCAGAUCAUUUCGUGGAAAUCCGCCGAGGAGGGAAAAUCAGGAUCGGCUACCGGUGUCUCAGGAAGUUUAAGCGGUAGUGCAACAUCGGUCGGAGGUGCUAGCGCGGCUACAAACACGGCCAGUAGCCACGUCAGUGCAGUGCUGACAUGCAAAGUCUGUGACCAGGCAUUCAGUUCUCUAAAAGAACUGAGUAAUCACAUGGUCAAAAACUCGCAUUACAAAGAGCACAUCAUGCGUUCCAUAACGGAAAGCGGCGGUAGAAGACGGCAGACCCGAGAAAAAAGAAAGAAGUCUCUUCCCGUUCGAAAGCUCUUGGAAUUGGAGAGAGCUCAAAACGAAUUAAAAAACGGUGAAGGGAUUGUACUUAUGGGUAAGCAAGGAAGGGAUAUGCAUUCGGCCGGCAGGAUCACUUGCGAGAAAUGUAAAGAGAAAAUAGAAAUGUCUGUUUUCGUCGAACACAUCCGACUCUGUGUGGGAGGAGAUCACAAAAAUCUAUUAAAAAACGCGCUUUUGUCCACUAGCGCUUUGGCCGAAAAUCACGGAGUUUCACAAGCUCUGAGGGAUUCGAGCCAAAUGAAAGAAGACAAGAGGCGAAAUCGAUCCCCGGCCCCUACAGAUCUCAACGUAGGCCCGGGAAGUCCCAAAGAAGUAAAAGCCGAUGGAAAAGGUUCUUCGCCGUCGGUGUUGAAUGCUAUCGAAAAGUUAAUCGAGAAAAGCUUUGAUUCUCGUUCCAGACACGGCGCAGGGGGCUUCGUUGGUCCUGGUGUCCCUGGACAAGCCCCUAUGGGCUCUAGUAUACUCAAGAGGCUGGGUAUCGACGAAAGCGUUGACUAUACUAAACCUUUAGUAGAUGCACAGACGAUGAAUCUCUUGAGGAGCUACCACCAUCAAGCCACCGCUCAGUACAGGCGAGAGCGAAGUGGUAGCGAGUCGAGUUCCAUAUCGGAACGAGGACGAUCAGACGCCAUGACCCCGGAUAGAAAAUACGAAGAUCGCUAUACCCCUAGAACAACACCCGAAAAAAGGAUUCAGACACCUCCAUCUAACAAGACAUGUCCAGACGAUAUCGGUGAAGGAGAAAUAAGAAUCAAAAGGGAAAGGGAUAAUUCCGAUGACGAAAUCAGAGUGAAGCGCGAACCGGAGGAAAUUAGAGUUAAAAGGGAAGACGAUUACACAUCAGAGAAUAGAUCCGAAGUGACAAUCAAACAGGAGGUUGAGAACGGUAAUGACGACGACGAGGAUAGGCGUAGUUUUCAAAGUGACGAGCCGUUGGCAAAGCGGAUUUGUCACGAUGAAGAAGGCAGGUCAGCUGCAGAAGACGAUGAUCAAAGGAGCCAUAGGACUUCGGCCAGCCCGAUGGCGAGUCCGGCAACGAGCGUGAGGCCGCCUUCGGGCGACCACGUCGCCAGUCCCAGCAGCCCGGCCAGUAGCGACAGAUCGGCUGGCACGCCGAGAAGUUCGUCGGAAAAGAAGUCGUCCAGUAGUUUGGGCGCUCUGUCGUCCAUGUUCGACAACUUGUCCGGAGGGGCCGGUAACCAGGGCGAAACGGGUACGCCGCCUACGAAAAGUGCGAGCCACCCCUUGGCCGCGUUGCAGAAGUUAUGCGACAAGACUGAGACUCAUGCUCCGCGAAGCACCCCAAGCAACGUUCACCCUGCCACCCCCGGGACGUCGACGACGCCGGCACCUUCGGGCACCGCCCCGGGCGCCAUUCUCGCAUUCAGCUGGGCUUGUAACGACGCGGUGGUCACAGCUGACUCCAUAAUGAAAUGCGCUUUUUGUGAUACCCCGUUUAUUUCUAAAGGCGCCUACAGGCAUCACUUGUCCAAAAUGCAUUUCGUCAAAGACGGCGUGAUCCCCGACCCGGUGUCUCUGAAAGGGCCGAUCGGUUCGCCGACCCCCUCCGUUCCUAAAGGAAACAGCAACAACAACAACGGGCCAUCCACCUCUUCCGCUGCUACGAAAAGUCCCCAACCCACUCCCACGUUCGAGGAGAGCCCUCAUUCGAAGUUCCUCAAGUAUACAGAACUAGCAAAACAGUUGUCCAGUAAAUAUGUAUAGACAGAUCCCCUGUACAGUUGUCCGAAUCCAUUCCUUUGUAUAAAACCCAGUCUUUUUUUCUGCAUAUCUCUUAAGCGUGAUAGUGAUAGUUUGUUAGUUGUUUAAUAGCGAUCUCUAACUCUGAAGUAUACCUUACCUACGCCUUUUUAAGAGAACUGUAUGAUUGGCGUCCUUUAUAUACACAAUAUGUAUACUCAAAGACACGUGAUAUAUUGAAAUAGAUUUGUUUAUUAUAUUUAUUUUAUUGUAUUUUAGCUUAAUAUUUAAAAAAAACAACGAUGUAAAUUAGCGAAUAGAUUCGUUUUAUUUGUUGAAUUUAAUAUUGUAUAAAAUUGCAAACCGCAUAUUAGAUUUUAUAGAGCAAGUGUACAUUAUGUAUAAAUUGUUUAUAUUUGUUUUAGUUGAAAAAGAAAUGAGCGAUUCGCUAAUUUACAUUGCCAUAAGAGUUAUUUCGACAGUGUUCGAACUUUUCUCGACACACCGUAUACGUAUACAUUUCACGUGUUUGUCACACUUAAAACUAGCUAUAUAUUAUGUAGCCAUUGUCUUUUGGUAUUAUUCAAAGUGAUAUACAUAUAAACAUAUAUAUGAAAUAUUCUUUUUAUUAAAAAUCCCAUUAUAAUAGUUAUAUUAAAUAUAUUGUAAGAGGUUCUGAAUUUCUUCUAAUAUUAUAAGUAAUUUACCUUUGCAAUAAAUUGUAAUCUUUAAAAAAAAAAAUUAAAAAUGUUUAAAGACAUUAAAAAGUCAAAUGAAAAAAUUAUUAAAUUACAUAUUGUCUAUACGAAAUGAGUGAAUAAUUUGAUAGUCAUUAUUUUUUAAAAAUGGAUAUAAAAAUACUGUUAACUAUUGUACAAUACGUAUACGCAAAAAAAUCAAGUCAAAAAUAUUUUGCAAUGAAGCUCAUGUUACUAGGUUAAGAUUAAAUUAUUUGUCCGUUGUGAAGGCCAUUCAGGAAGCCGUGCUGGCCCGGGAGAAAAGAUUUCCAGGAAAAUCGAACCCGAGGGUAGUCGAUGUACCGAUAAAGGAUUAAUUAAGGAGUAACGAAGUCGAACGCGAUUGCCCGUGGACAUAUUAUACUUUACCUCUUGUUGGCACCUAUGACAAUAGGCCGUUUGGCAGCAAUACCCAGUGAGGCCAGGGGCUAAAUCGUCUGUUACUCCCGGCGCGGUAAUUAAUCGAAGGGAUUCUCUUUUGAAGUAUAAAUAUAAGAAGUGGUCGCUCCGUCCUUCAAGGAGAAUCCUUCGCCUAUAAAUCAUCAUUAUUGCCAGCCGUGGCUAAUAAAUACAAGUGCCGUCUCCUCUCGGUCCUGCUAUUCUCAGAACUGACGGCCUCCUGGACGCUGUAGACAGUCGAGAUCAUUUCGAAACAAACGCAGUCCCGAUUAUCUUCAAUUCUAAUAGCACUAGAAAACCGCGUGCGAUCUUUUUUGUACUUUUUAAUGUGCCAGGACAUCUCUAUUAUUCUCUUCUAUCUUUGAAAAAUCUCUCAUCGACUAAUAAUAAAAACGAAGUAUACUGCAAAAAAACUAAAAUAAAUAUAUAUUUAUUUUGUAAAUUUCUUGAAAAAAAUGUAAAUUUUUUGACAGUUAUCUAGUGGUAUUAGAAAUUAAGGUGUUAGAUAUGUUUAUACAAUUGUCCCUUGAUAACGUUAUAUUUAUAUAAGACUUAAUGAUUCUAUGUGACCAAAUGAAAAGUAUACGAUUUUUGCGAUAACUAGGUGACAAAAAUUUUAAAUUUUGCUAAGCCAGUGAUCUUUUAUUGUUUUUUUUUAAUCUUGAUUUGUGUUCUUUUGUACUGUUUUUCUUUUUUGUUAGUUCCAAAUGAUUAUAGCAUAAUCGAAAUAAUUUAAAAAAUGGAAUAAAAUUCGAUUCAAGGUGUAAUUAUUUUGGUGAUUCAUUUCCAACAGUGAAGAGAAAACAAAACGCGAAUCCUGUAUAAGCCCUGUGAAAUGAUUAUGUGUAUAACUUUGUUAUGUGUACAAAUUUUUGGCAUUUUCACUUAAAAGAAAAAAAAAACAAUGUGUAAAAGGUAAAUCAGUCAAAAGACUGUAAAAUGCUGUUGAUGUUUCUUUUAUUCUAAUGAUAUUAUUAAUAGACUUAUUGAUUUCAAUAAAACCAAGUCUUACCGCUGAA
Messenger RNA from Cimex lectularius (bed bug), 5917 nucleotides. Its product is annotated as protein tiptop-like. Bases 262 to 3786 code for a protein of 1174 amino acids. The transcript is spliced from 3 exons. NCBI's taxonomy places the organism in Eukaryota, Metazoa, Arthropoda, Insecta, Hemiptera, Cimicidae. Gene Ontology annotation, molecular function: DNA binding; DNA-binding transcription factor activity, RNA polymerase II-specific. The record is from RefSeq and is a predicted model, not a curated record. Gene Ontology annotation, biological process: regulation of transcription by RNA polymerase II. Gene Ontology annotation, cellular component: nucleus.